UAUCACCCCAUCGAAAUAGCUCUCUCAUCGAAAAAUAAACGUUACUCUCAAAUAGUAUUCCCCCGUGCGGGAAAGAGUACGGUCCCGGUCAUUCUAACGUUUUAUGAUGGCUACAUUUACAUCGGAUUUCGUGUUGGGGGGAGUGGCCGCCAUGGGAGCUGGAUUAGUCACCAACCCCGUGGAGGUGAUCAAAAUUCGCAUGCAGCUCCAGGGAGAAUUGGCGGCGCGCGGCUCUCACGCCCAGCCCUACAAGAAUGUCCUGCAGGCAUUCGUCGCGGUGGCCAAGAAUGACGGAAUUCUCGGCUUACAGAAGGGACUGGCACCGGCGCUAUGCUUCCAGUUCAUCAUAAAUUCCAUCAGACUGAGCACUUACACUCACGCCGUGGAGAAGGGUUGGGUCCAUAACAAGAAAGGCGAGAUCUCGUUUCUACGGGGCAUGUUCUGGGGCGCACUGGGCGGCGUUGUGGGCUCUUACUGCGCCAGCCCCUUCUUCCUGAUCAAGACACAGCUUCAGGCGCAGGCGGCCAAGCAAAUCGCAGUUGGUUAUCAGCAUUCACACACUUCAAUGACCAAUGCGAUAAGACAGAUAUACCGGAAGAGCGGAUUUUUUGGGCUGUGGCGCGGCUCCAUGGCCUCCGUGAUCAGGACCACAGUCGCCUCCAGUGUUCAGAUCAGCACAUUUGGCAAGGCCAAGUCCCUGCUCAAGGACAACGGCAUUAUCACACAGCCCACGUGCCUCUCCUUCUUCUCUGGUCUAGCUGCCGGAUCGUUUGUUUCGGUGGCGGUCACACCGUUUGACGUGAUUACCACCCGCCUCUACAACCAGGGGGUCGAUUCCCAUGGUCGGGGUCUCUACUACAAGGGCUGGUUGGACUGUGUUGCCAAGAUCCUGCGAUCGGAGGGUGUCUACGGCGUAUAUAAAGGAUUCUGGCCCAUUUAUCUGCGCAUGGCACCGUACUCUACCUUAGUCCUACUAUUCUUUGAAGAACUGAUCGCCGUGCGCGAGAAGUACGACUUGCAUUACUGACACAGGCAGUAUGGUGGUCUACUUUAAGUGAACUGUUGCUCACUUGUUUAAGAUCCUAGAACCGAUCUGCAAUUGUUAGCGUAGCCCCAAAAACUAUAAACGUGAUUUC
This is a messenger RNA of Drosophila miranda, 1136 nucleotides long. Its product is annotated as solute carrier family 25 member 35-like. NCBI's taxonomy places the organism in Eukaryota, Metazoa, Arthropoda, Insecta, Diptera, Drosophilidae. The transcript is spliced from 3 exons. The coding region runs from base 104 to 1027 and encodes 307 amino acids. The record is from RefSeq and is a predicted model, not a curated record.